Messenger RNA from Oikopleura dioica, 2253 nucleotides. The record is from the annotation of a GenBank genome assembly. NCBI's taxonomy places the organism in Eukaryota, Metazoa, Chordata, Appendicularia, Copelata, Oikopleuridae.
AUGCAAUAUGCAAUUGCUGAUGCUGACCAGGAGGCCAAAGUUAAAGCUGCACUUGAGCGUCGGAAAAAAUUACAGACGAUUAUUUCCAAUAUGGGCAUUGCCGAUCAGAAUGCUGACAUGGUAUCUGCGCUUGAGCAAGACCGUUUCUUCCACUGUACAGUUUUCGAGGCUGAUAGCGAAGAAACACUAGCAUCUGCUCAAGAACAGCCUGCCCAACAAGAACCUAAAGAGCAAGAAUAUGUUGAUCCAGAGGCUAUUGUGGAAACAACGCUGUCCGACCCUAAUCUAGAUAAUUUACCGCUACUUGAAGAAGAAUUGAAUAUUCCACGACCGCUUAUCAAGUCGGCAGAAGUGUACUACACAUCGUGGUCGGAUAGGGUUCUUGCGGAGCAAGCAGCUAAUCUCUACGUUAUCCCCGGUCAGGAGGCACUUGUUGACAGGGCUGCGAUUCAGGCUGAAAAAGCUCAACGAGAAGCAGAUGGACUUUUCGUUGGGGAUGAGCCCGAGAUGAGCUCCAAUCUUCAAGCUCGUCUGAUGCGGGACAACUGGCUUACGAACUCAACUGUUCCUCAUUUGAAAGAUCUCGUCUACAGCUACCCUGUCCGAAGCUGGAAGGUAUUGAAUCACUCAACAGACUUCGACAAUUUGAUGAAGCCAGAAAAUGUUGCCAAAUCAACAGACCCCUUUGAAGAAGCACAAACAUUUGUUGGCGAAGAAACUCCUUGUUACGAACUGUGCGUAAAUUUAACCGAGCUUCGUUUUCUGUCACAUACUUUGAUGUCCGAAGAACACAAGAUCGAGAUGAAUCUUAUCAAGAAAUUUGAAAACUAUGUUAACGCAGUCAAGCGUCACGAGAGCUCCAAAGUGGCAGAAUCGCUCCAAGAAUACAGAUACAAUUGGCAAAUGAAGCGGCAACAAAAUCUGCAAUUUCAGGGCUUGCAAGACUCGCCAUCACGAAAUACAGUCUCAAGUGAUUUGAAGACAGUGAUUGAGCUUCGAGAAACACUAUAUCUUGAACGAUUCAGGAUAAAAGCAGCGAUGGUGGAGGUCCUCGAAGAAUGGGACAGACUUGUUUCUAUUCGUGAGGGUCUUGGUUACAACUCGACACGCUCAAAACUUAUCAUUUACUCGACUCCAGCUCCAGACAAUGAUGCAGAAAUUUGGAACAGAGAUAUUGAGGACGAGCUUGAAGAAGAAGCCGCUCGAUUUGAAGACCGAAUGCUUCAAUAUGAGCAUGAAAUGGCCGAGUAUCGUCGAUACAAAAAUGAACUGAGAGCCAGUUCAGGAGGAGAUGGAGAUGAAACUGAUAUUGAUGAAAAGAAAAAGCCAAAGAAGCCGGCUCCAUUCAACGAGCCGACAGAGCGCGAGAAGAUCGAGCAACGCAGCCGAGAAUCAAGAAGAGGACCUGGACAGCCUGUUCAAAGCCUCGAUCUGGAUAUCCAAGGAAGUCUUUUGGAAAGUCCAGACUCGAUGGUCAACAAGACGGAGAAAUCUCGGAGAGAAAACGCGCGAAAAGCAAGAUAUAUCCUCAAAUACUAUUUCAACUCAAAAGAGUUCUUCGUGUCCGAAAAACUUGCAUUGGAUACUCAGUUCCGUUUGCCUGCGCAAGACCCUCUCCGUGUCCGGACAGCGGAGAUCCCGAAGUCUUUCAAGUGCCAGAUCUACGAAUAUAGCAUGAUUAGCAACACUUACAUCGGAGAGGUCAUCUUCCAGAUUCCAACGAGUUCUGUGACAUCAAAUUAUCCCGCCGAGAACGUAGCAAUAUUUGACAAUAAUCCGUUAAUUGGUGGGCGCGUCGUCUACCUCAGCUGGUGGGGUAAGGAUCCUCAAACUGGCGCGCUUCUUGUUCCCACUCAACUUCCGUCUGUCUUCACUCAGUCGCACAGACAACGAGACAUUUACGAUCCCGGCUUUCACCUCGAAGAUCAAACAGCAAUCGACGACCCAAAUGAUCCUGACUUCGUGCCUGUAGGCAACACAACUGGUGGUCAGACCUUCUCCGGUUUCGUUCUCAAUCCGUUCUUAUCUGAGGGCUAUUUCGCUCCCUCUGAAGCACUAGAAAGUUCGAAACGAUUGCGAGUCUUGAAAUUACGUGCUGAUGAUGUGGCCGAGUUCAUGGGACGGAAGAUGAUUCCUCUAAGAGAUCAUGAAAUCAAGGACUCAGAGAUCCAGUCUUACGAAGAUCGAAUCAUGGGAGAAAUGGACCAAGAUACUUCUGGACUCGAUCACAGGAUAGGUUCUUGUUUGAGUUAA